AUGCCGUUUCUCUCGAAAAACUCGCUCGCUUCAGUGGUCGAAUUGGCCGUAUCGGUUCGUUCUUCUCUUCUUGGCCGAGCCGCCCACGCCCAAAUUCUCAAAACCCUAAAAACCCCUUUUCCAGCUUUCCUCUACAACCACCUCGUGAACAUGUACGCUAAACUUGACCAUCUUAACUCGGCCAAACUCAUCCUUGAACUUGCCCCUUGCCGCUCCGUUGUUACUUGGACUGCCCUCAUUGCCGGUUCAGUCCAAAACGGCUGUUUUGUUUCCGCUCUGCUUCACUUCUCCGACAUGCUAAGUGACUGUGUUCGACCCAAUGACUUCACUUUCCCUUGCGUUCUCAAAGCCUCCACUGGCCUUCGCAUGGAUAUGACAGGCAAACAGCUACAUGCACUUGCGGUCAAAGAGGGAUUAAUAAACGAUGUCUUCGUCGGGUGCAGUGUCUUCGACAUGUACAGCAAAUUGGGGUUUCUUAAUGACGCAUACAAGCUGUUUGAUGAAAUGCCUCAAAGAAACCUCGAGACGUGGAAUGCGUAUAUAACCAAUUCUGUGCUCCAUGGACGACCUGAAGACUCUGCCAUUGCAUUUAUUGAGCUACUUCGGGUCGGUGAGAAGCCAGAUUCCAUAACAUUUUGUGCUUUUUUGAAUGCGUGUUCAGACAAACUAGGCUUGGGGCCUGGGUGUCAGCUUCAUGGGUUCGUUAUUCGAAGUGGGUAUGGACAGAAUGUCUCUGUUUCAAAUGGGUUGAUUGAUUUUUAUGGGAAAUGUGGGGAGGUUGAAUGUUCUGAGAUGGUUUUUGAUAGAAUGGGAGAGCGGAACAGCGUAUCUUGGUCCUCUUUGAUAGCUGCUUACGUUCAAAACAACGAGGAAGAGAAGGCUUCCUGCUUAUUCUUGCGAGCAAGGAAAGAAGAUAUCGAACCAACUGAUUUUAUGGUAUCAAGUGUGCUUUGUGCCUGCGCUGGUCUUUCAGAAAUCGAGUUUGGAAGGUCAGUUCAAGCACUAGCCGUCAAGGCUUGUGUAGAGCAGAACAUCUUUGUUGCAAGUGCACUGGUUGACAUGUAUGGAAAAUGUGGCAGUAUUGAUAACGCUGUGCAAGCCUUCAACGCGAUGCCAGAGAGGAACUUGGUGUCUUGGAAUGCAUUGUUGGGCGGAUAUGCGCACCAAGGACAUGCAAACAAGGCUGUGGCAUUGCUCGAGGAGAUGACAUCGGCGGCAGGCAUUGUGCCAAGCUAUGUUAGUUUGAUCUGUGCACUAUCAGCUUGCAGUAGAGCAGGAGAUUUGAAGACGGGGAUGAAAAUUUUUGAGUCCAUGAAAGAAAGGUACGGUGUGGAACCAGGGCCAGAGCAUUAUGCUUGCUUGGUAGAUUUGCUUGGACGUGCUGGAAUGGUGGAAUGUGCUUAUGAUUUUAUAAAGAGGAUGCCAUUUCCUCCUACAAUCUCAAUCUGGGGUGCUCUGUUGGGGGCUUGCCGAAUGCAUGGGAAGCCAGAGUUGGGGAAGUUGGCCGCUGAGAAGCUGUUUGAACUCGAUCCAAAAGACUCCGGAAAUCACGUUGUUCUGUCUAAUAUGUUUGCUGCAACCGGAAGGUGGGAAGAAGCGACUGUCGUACGAAAUGAGAUGAAAGAGGUAGGGAUCAAAAAAGGAGCUGGGUUCAGUUGGAUAACAGUAGACAGUAGAAUUCAUAUAUUUCAAGCGAAAGACAAGAGCCAUGAGAAGGACCCUGAAAUUCAGAACAUGCUGGGAAAGCUGAGAAAGGAGAUGCAGGAUGCUGCUGGUUGCAUUGCAGACCCCAAUUAUGCUCUUUUCGAAGUGUCGAAUUAA
Messenger RNA from Cucumis melo (muskmelon), 1821 nucleotides. RefSeq names its product pentatricopeptide repeat-containing protein At4g14850. Gene Ontology annotation, molecular function: protein binding; RNA binding. The record is from RefSeq and is a predicted model, not a curated record. The transcript has 2 exons. The coding region runs from base 1 to 1821 and encodes 606 amino acids. Gene Ontology annotation, biological process: RNA modification. NCBI's taxonomy places the organism in Eukaryota, Viridiplantae, Streptophyta, Magnoliopsida, Cucurbitales, Cucurbitaceae.